Molecule: messenger RNA, 375 nt
Organism: Ascoidea rubescens DSM 1968
Lineage: Eukaryota; Fungi; Ascomycota; Saccharomycetes; Ascoideales; Ascoideaceae
Exons: 1
Coding region: 1-375 (124 amino acids)
Source: RefSeq, a predicted model, not a curated record
AUGUCAAAACCCAAUAUUGAUGGUUGCUCAUCCGUUGCUGUUCUUACUUCAUUUAUUUUAAAACAAUAUUUAUUUAAGUCCCGAUUAUCUUCUGUUGAGCGAAAAGCAAAUAAAUUCAAAUGUUUAAAAAUUUUAGAUGCCCUACGGAUUUCAGAGCAAAACAAUACAAAAUUAAUUCGCCAAUCAUAUAAUUUACAAAAUCAUUACUUCAAAUUGUUUAACGAUAAAAAUGAUAUCGCUCCAGAUUUAAACUUGACAGAUGAGGAACAUGAGGAAAUGAAAAAAUUGCUUAACAAUGCCAAACAAAUUUCUAAUGAUAUUAAGCAAUUUGAAAUUGAAGAAAUCCUACAAGGAAGUGAGCCUGGAAAAAUAUAA